Molecule: messenger RNA, 784 nt
Organism: Hipposideros armiger (great roundleaf bat)
Lineage: Eukaryota; Metazoa; Chordata; Mammalia; Chiroptera; Hipposideridae
Product: sodium-dependent phosphate transport protein 2B-like
Exons: 4
Biological process (GO): sodium-dependent phosphate transport; intracellular phosphate ion homeostasis
Cellular component (GO): apical plasma membrane; vesicle; brush border
Molecular function (GO): sodium:phosphate symporter activity
Source: RefSeq, a predicted model, not a curated record
AACACAAUACAAGCAAUGACCUGCCAAGACUGGUGCCCACUCAAGUUGACUAAUCUGGCUAUUGGCUUGGGGUGGGGUCCCUUCUGUAGGGCUUUUGCAGGGGCCACCAUCCACGACUUCUUCAACUGGCUCUCCGUGCUGGUACUCCUGCCCUUGGAGGCCGUCACCCAUUACCUGGAGAUCCUGACCAAUCUGGUGGUGGACUCCUUCCACUUCCAGAAUGGAGAAGAUGCCCCAGCACUUCUGAAAGUUAUCACGGAUCCCUUAACGAAGCUAAUUAUCCAGCUGGAUACAAAAGUUAUCAACCAAAUUGCAAUGAAUGACGCAGCAUCCCAAAACAAGAGCCUGAUCAAGAUUUGGUGCAAAACUUUAACCAACGUGACUGAGAUGAAUGUCACCAUCCCCUCGACUGAGAACUGCACCUCCCCCUCCCUCUGUUGGACAGAUGGUCUCCACAUGUGGACCGUCAAGAACGUGACCCACCAGGAGAACAUUGCCAAAUGCCAACACAUCUUUGUGAACUCCAACCUCCUGGACCUUUUUGUUGGCAUCAUCCUGCUUAUAACCUCCCUGCUGAUGCUCUGUGGCUGUUUGGUCAUGAUUGUCAAGCUCCUGGGCUCCGUGCUCAAGGGGCAAGUAGCCGUUAUCAUCAAGAAGACCAUCAACACUGGUAGGUACACUGCCUCCCAUUCUGGGCUUUCUAGGGGAUGGCAUCACUGUUGCCACCUCAGGGAGGCUCCUUUUGAUUCUUGUCUAGCAGUGGCCUCUGCAUGGAAUUUCUCUC